Molecule: messenger RNA, 942 nt
Organism: Chelonoidis abingdonii (Abingdon island giant tortoise)
Lineage: Eukaryota; Metazoa; Chordata; Testudines; Testudinidae
Product: sulfotransferase 6B1-like
Molecular function (GO): sulfotransferase activity
Source: RefSeq, a predicted model, not a curated record
AUGGCAAACCAUAGGAAGAAAUUCAUUGAUUUGGUGGAUAAGGCAAUUGCUGUUGGUGACACAAUGGACCGUGAUGAUCUGCUUUUUUCUUACAAGGGGAUUCUCUACCCCACAACUGUGUGCAGUCCUGAAAUAUUCAAGGCUCUUGAGUCCUUUGAAGCCAGGCAGGAGGAUGUGAUCCUAGCAGGGUAUCCUAAAUCUGGUACCAAUUGGGUUGGCCAGAUCUUAACAGACUUAGUAACAACAUCUGCAGAGAAUAAUGAAGAUGAAACAAAUAGCCUGAAUGAUGAGGAACUGGAAGAAUUUCCCUACCUUGAAGUUGGAGAUGCUGAGAAAUAUCAGCGGAUGGAGAAAUUACCUUCUAGAAGAGUUAUAUUUACUCAUCUCCUGCCACACAAUCUACCUGAGUCUAUCUUCAAGAAAAAAGCCAAGGUACUGGUGCUUGUUCGAAAUCCCAAAGACGUAGCUACAUCUUUUUACCAUUUUACCAAUGGCAUGUCUCCACUUCCCUCUUAUGAGACCUGGGAUGAGUUCUUCACAGCUUUCAUGACUGGAAAAAUGCCUUGGGGCUCCUAUUUUGAUUAUAUUUAUGAAUGGAGCAAGCAUGUUGACGAUGAAAAUGUUAUGACCAUAACCUAUGAAGAACUGAAAGAGAACAGGGCUUUGGCAGUGAAAAAGAUAGCUGAAUUCUUCGUGUUGCCCUUGACUGAGGAACAGCUUCAAGCGGUUGCAGAUAGGAGCAGCUUCCAAGCUAUGAAAGAGAAUGCCCACAAAACUCAUGGUGCAUUUGGCAACGUUCUUUUCCGCAAAGGUAAUGUUAGUGACUGGAAGAACCUUUUUAAUGAAGAUCAGAACCAAGAAAUGGACAAAAGGUUUGAAGAACGCCUAGCAAGAACUAAGCUGGGAGCAAAGAUAAAAUAUGAGGUGUACUGCAAAGACUGA